AUGUUCUAAGAUAAAGAUCUUUUUUAAGCAAAUCCAUAUAUGCAGAGUAGUAGUCCUUAAAAUUAAAUGAUAAUGGAUUCACCUACAUUCUUAAAAUAAAAAAUUGAUUACGAAUAGCAAGAAUUUUUAAGAUCCCCUUAAGUCAUCUAUGACAUCAAUUCUCAUGAAUAAUUCCAAAUAAAUUGGAGUAUCUAAGCGUCCAAUAUAAAUUUAGUUGAUUAAUAGCCUUUGAUCUUAAGAUCAGGGAAAUCCUAUUGUUACAAUAAUGUUAAGUAAGACCAAACUCAAUCAUAAAAUGAAUAUCAUUAAGAGUUGGAAGAAUAAGAGGAUUAAGAAUGCUUAUUAUAAAAAAAUGAUUAAGAGCACGUUGCUCUUCUUCCUAUAAAGAAAAAGAGUAAAAAAGAAUAAGCAUUUAAAUUUUAAAAAGAAAAUAAAAUUUAAAAAAAGACUAGUUUCAAAUUUCAAUAACCUUGUAAUUGUAAGAAUAGUGGAUGUAUCAAACGAUAUUGCCGUUGCUUUCAUAGUGGAAAAACAUGUUUGCCAGAAUGUUAAUGUUAGGAGGGAUGCUUGAAUUAAGAACAUAAUAAUUUUGAAAGGGAUUAAGCAAUAAAACAUGUAAAUGAAAAAUGUUAUAGAAACAGAAAGAUUCCAAAGGAGGCUCUAUUUAAAUUGGAUAUAAUAUAUGGAUGUUCAUGUUCCAAAUCUAAAUGUAGAAAAAGAUACUGUGAAUGUUAUUUAAGAAAUUAGAAUUGUACAGAGAAAUGUAAAUGUUUUGAUUGCUGCAAUCGUUAAAUAUAAAACUGA
This is a messenger RNA of Paramecium primaurelia, 804 nucleotides long. NCBI's taxonomy places the organism in Eukaryota, Ciliophora, Oligohymenophorea, Peniculida, Parameciidae. The record is from the annotation of a GenBank genome assembly.